AUGUCUUCGCAACAGCUCCCUCAGUCCAGCGUCGACCGCUACGUCGUCAUCCACGUUGCGACCACUUGUGACGAGCAUGGUGUCUAUGUUACCAAGGAUUCCGCCGAGGUGAUUGAGUUUGGAUGGAUCCUCAUGGAUGCCAACUCGCUCGAAGAGGUAAGCAAGCUCUCGCUCUGCACAUCCUUCUCUGCCAGCUUGCACCGACUGACCCCUCCCCCCUUUUUCUCCUUUUUUUUCACGCCUAAACAGCUUGCCCACGAGAGUGUCCUCGUCAAGCCCGUCAACACGCCCAUCACUCCACUCUGCAGUAGGUCCCUGCCCUCGAAAAUUCGCGUCUCCAUCAUCCGAGUCGCACCUCUCUACCUCUACAUGAGACCCCUAUGGGCCUGGAAGGCUCCUCGCCAUCCGCAACANGAAGGUGCUAUGGAGCUUCUCAUGUGCAGAUAUAGUAAUACUCUCCCUCAGUCCAGCGUCGACCGCUACGUCGUCAUCCACGUUGCGACCACUUGUGACGAGCAUGGUGUCUAUGUUACCAAGGAUUCCGCCGAGGUGAUUGAGUUUGGAUGGAUCCUCAUGGAUGCCAACUCGCUCGAAGAGCUUGCCCACGAGAGUGUCCUCGUCAAGCCCGUCAACACGCCCAUCACUCCACUCUGCACGAGCCUCACCACAUUGACUUGGGAGCACAUUCGAAACGCGGGUACCUUUAGAGAUGCCAUCUCUCGAUUCGAUGCCUUUGCUACCGAGCACUUGACGUCCAAGAACCUCGAUUUUGUCUUCGUCACCCUCGACGCCUGGGAUCUCCGUGUCCAGCUGCCCCGUGAAGCCCGCGACAAGGCUGUUGUCCUGCCCCCCUACCUGCAGCACUCUCGCACCUUUGACCUGCGCACCGAGUACCAGCGGUGGCAGCAGCACCAUCCCGAGUCGCUGCCCUUUGGCCCCUCGAUGCUCUCCAACAUCUGUGCGGCUCUCGAGGUCGAGCCGGUCCAGUCGAGCGCCCCGAUCAAGCAUAACCUCCCCUUUCACCUGCAGGCUCUGGCUCCGGCCUCGCCCCGUCGUGCUAUGGAGGAGGCCGUCACCCUGACCCGCGUCCUCCGCGGCCUCAUCCGCAAGUCUCAGCCUCGCCAGGAGCACCCGGACGUGCUCACCCGCCCCAUGGACGCCCGCGCAGAUGUCCGCGCCUUCCUCUCGGAGAGGAGCAAGGUCCUCCACAUGUCGGGCCUGCCCCACGACACGACCCAGUCCGAGCUCGAGAGCUGGUUCACCCAGUUUGGGGGCCGCCCCAUUGCCUUCUGGACCCUCCGUACCCCGGAGCAGCACAAGCCUACCGGUACCGGCUUUGCCGUCUUCUCCUCCCACGAGGAGGCUGCCGAGAGCCUGUGCAUGAACGGACGUGCCCUCAACGAAAAGGCCAUCGAGGUCUCUCCUUCCUCCAGCCGCGUCCUCGACCGCGCUCAGGAUAUCCUGACCCCCUUCCCGCCGAGCAAGAACCGCCCUCGCCCCGGUGACUGGACCUGCCCCUCGUGCGGCUUCUCCAACUUCCAGCGCCGUACUGCCUGCUUCCGCUGCUCGUUCCCCGCCAUGGGCUCCGGCCCUCAGGAGAUGGGCGGCGGGCCCGCCGGCUACGGCGGCUACGGCGGCUACGGACCCGCCCACAUGGUGCCUCCCCCUCACGGCGGCCACCACGGACACAUGGGUCACGGCGGUGGCCGCAUGGGCGGCAGCGGGGCUGUCCCGUUCCGUGCCGGCGACUGGAAGUGCGGCAACGAGGUCUGCGGAUACCACAACUUUGCCAAGAACGUCUGCUGCCUCCGCUGCGGAGCCAGCCGGGCCGGCGCUGCCGUCAUCGCCGACUCGGGCUAUCCCGGCCCCGGCGGACCCGGUCCCACGAUGGACAGUGCGUCUCCGUACGGCAUGAGCCAGGGGUCCAUGGCCGGCACUCCCGGUCCUGGACCCGGCCCGGGCCCUGCUCCGGGCCCCUUUGGCUCCGGCGGCUCCUUUGCUGCGGGCGCCGGGGGCUACAACCAGCACUUUGGCGGUCCUCCCAGCCACUUCCUGCCCUCCGGUCUCGGCGGGGGCGCUGGUGCUUACCCCAGCUCCCUGAACACGCAGGGCUUCAGCUCGGGCCCCGGAUCGCACUCGGCAGGUCCCUUUGACAGCCGAGCUGCCGAGGCAGCCUUCCAGUCGGCCACCAACGGCCCGGCGUCGGCGGGUCCAUCCAACAACUUCUACAACAGCAACCCCGCUGCCAACAACGGCGGCGGCGAGAGCGAUCCCUUCGCCUUCCUCUCCAGCGGGAUGGGCGGCCUCUCGGUUGGCGGCAACGAUGCCCGCCAGAACGGUGGCGGCCCCCCCAGCAAGUCGCCCGCCUAA
Messenger RNA from Geosmithia morbida, 2370 nucleotides. RefSeq names its product Zn-finger protein. Bases 1 to 2370 code for a protein of 789 amino acids. The record is from RefSeq and is a predicted model, not a curated record. Gene Ontology annotation, biological process: exonucleolytic trimming to generate mature 3'-end of 5.8S rRNA from tricistronic rRNA transcript (SSU-rRNA, 5.8S rRNA, LSU-rRNA). Gene Ontology annotation, molecular function: 3'-5'-RNA exonuclease activity; RNA binding. NCBI's taxonomy places the organism in Eukaryota, Fungi, Ascomycota, Sordariomycetes, Hypocreales, Bionectriaceae. The transcript has 4 exons.